ACUGGUGCAAGCACUGCUUCAGCACAGUCAUCGACCACCAUGAUCGUGGAGGGUGUACCCAAAGAACUGCAGCACGGCAUGCCGCCCAUCGCGAUCGCGACAUUGGGCUACGCAGAGCCACGUUGGAACUUGUACCUGGUCGUGGCCGUGGUCGGGGCAAUGCUCGCCAUCUCGGGAACAUUCCUGGCGCCCGCCGGACUCCGGUACGUGAUUGGCUGCCAGUCCCCCCAGUGCGGCGACUGGUUCGAGGACCUGUCUAUGUCCAUCAGCCCGCGGCGCAAGCCUUGUGACGACUUCUACGAGUUCGUCUGUGCAAACAGGAACACCACGCAGGGUGCCACCGUGAACGCGUUCCUGAAGCUGCAGAUCCGCGUGGCGCUGUCGUUCUUCAAGCAGCUGCUGCUUCUUGAUACAGACCUGCCGGAUGCCAACCUCGUCAGCGCGCACGUGAAGACGGCGCGUUUCAUGCAACGCUGCAUGCAAGAGGCCAUCAAUGCCGGCGACGAUAUACGCUUCGUGUCCAACUUCCUGGCGCAGUACAACCUGUCGUGGCCCCCGCCCCAGGAUCCCGCCGCGCGUUCGGCGCAAGUGGAGCGCUCUGUGGUCGACCUGCUGGUCGAGCUCAGCCUUGUGCGCGGCGUGCACCCGCUGCUGCGCAUCGUGCCCGACGUGUACUUCAAGCGACGCGGCUACUACUCGCUCCACGUCGAGUUUAACCUGGCCUUCAUGUACGAGUGGGCCGCCGUGCGCAAGCUGCUGCUUGCCUCCGGUCGGCUCGGCGCUUUCUUCGACAUCACCGCCCUGCUCCUCUCCGGAAGGCGUCCCCAUCCUCAGCUGGUGGAACGUCUGAUGGCGCUGGACAACAUGCUGCUGACGGCGGCGCUCCCACCGAUGGGCGACCGGCCCAACAUGACCACGUCCUACGUGCGCUUCAGCGACCUCAGCAACCUGACGAGUCCGUCGUUUCCCGGACACAUGCUGUUGGACGCCGUCAACAACGUGCUGCCGCCGAGCCGGCGUCUGACGGAGGACGACGAGCUGGUGGUCACCAACGGCCCUUACCUGCGCGUCGUCGGACAGUUGCUGGGGCCCAGCCCUGCCUCCGAGACGCUGCGCUCAUACGUCAGCCUUAUGCUGAUACGCUACCUGGCACCGUCGACGUCGACUCGCCUGGUGAGCAGCCAGCUGCCGAUGGAAGGGAACGCGCUGAACGCGGCGCUGUUCCGGCUGGCCCACUGCGUGGCCGACGCCAUGCAGCUGGUGCCGUACGUGAUGGGCGACCUGUUCGUGCGCUGGCACCUGGACGAGAACGAGUUGGACGGCGCCCGGGACAUUGUCAGUCGGGUGCGCAACGCCACGCGCUCUGGCUUCCUGGCGCUGCGUUGGAUCGACGAAGAGACGCGCCGUGGAGCCCUGCGGCGCAUCGACAACCUGGCCUCGCUCGUCGGACACCCCGACAACGUGUCGAGGAUGGAUCAGCUGAACCGGCACUACGCGUUCCUGCCAGCCAUGCGGGGCAGCUACGCGCAGAUGCUGACCGCGAGCCGGGACGCGGACGCCCGUCGCCUGCUCCGGAGGCUGCGCGCCAGCGACCCCUUCUUCCCGGCCGUGGACGUCGAGCUUCCCAUGAUCCUGGUGAACGCGUUCUACCUGCCCAUCUAUCACGUGAUGGUCAUCCCGCCGGCCAUCAUGUUUGCGCCCUUCUAUAGACGCGCGCUGCCCGCCGCGCUCAACUACGGCUCGCUCGGCCACGUCGUGGGUCACGAGAUCACUCACGGCUUCGACCCCGAGCUGAGCCUGUACAACGAGUCCGGUCUGCGCGAGGACUGGUGGACGACGCGCUCGCGCGCGAACUUUGACCAGCGCGUCAAGUGCCUGCGCCGCCUCUACAACGAGGCCCCCUGGUCGCGCGGCGUCAACUACGGGGACACGGCGCUCUCCGAGAACUUCGCCGACUGCGGGGGCCUCGACAAGGUCUACAGGUCGUUCAAGUCGCUCGGUCCGCAGCCCUCUCAGCGUCUGGGCCACACGAGCUACACGGCCGACCAGCUGUUCUUCAUCAGCAGCUGCUACAAGUGGUGCACCGUGGAGGGCGCCAUGCGCGGCCGUUCCCCGACCGACGAGUCCGAGGCGAUCAAGUUCUACUCGCCCAUGCACAUGCGCUGCAAUGUGCCGCUCAUGAACAUGCCCGAGUUCGCCGAGCACUUCAACUGCGAGCAGGGCACCGUCAUGAACCCUCGCGUGCGCUGCGAGACCUUCUAGCGACGCGCUUCGUUUGGAAAAACGUCGCAUAAACGACGCGAAAUGGCCGCCUUUUUUUGUAUUAUUCGCGCGUUCAAGUUGGGCGAAGCGAUUCGUAUCUACAAACGCUCCGGACCACUGGAAGCCAUGGCGUCGCAGACAAGGGGUCCAGAUAACGGCGGUUGCAGAUUGUGGUUCUGGUAGUUGCCUCUUAUUCAACUAUCGCCCGAGUGAUAUUUUUUCAGUUGUGAUUAAGUUGUGUGUGCGAAAUUCCUACAGCGGGUCCCUCCGAAAUGGGCGCUUAAGGUUAUGUACCAUUGCACUCGCGUGCAUCUUUAUACUUUGUGUUAAAUGAUGCCUACCGACAUAGGGCGUCUGAAACGUCGCCAUAAAUAACGUAUGUAGUGCAUAUACGUAUGUAGCCUAUACUUGUGUAUGUAUUUCGUGUAGAAUAUAAACUACGCAUUUUAUCUGGAACAUUUUGGAUAAAAUAUAUGCUGACCACGACGUCUUCAAAAAGGAGCGUGAAACGGAGACAUAUUGAGCAGAGAUUGGAAAGAGAUUACGUUUCACGUUCUUUUUUCGAAGGUCAAACCGUACCAACGUACGAACUUGCCAAGGUUUUUGCUUUGAUGACACUGACGACCGGUCUAUACCAGCCACCUGACGUCAAUGACUGCGUUCCCCCAGUGUUCUCGAAGCUGGCUUCACUGCAGUAUGACUUAUUGUGUGCAGAAGCGAUUUUGUUUCAUAGGCGAUGACUUGCCCACUGGGCAGUAGGUAUCCGCGUCCAUGCGCAGCCGCGUUCGUUACG
Rhipicephalus sanguineus (brown dog tick) is the source of this 3055-nucleotide messenger RNA. RefSeq names its product neprilysin-2. Gene Ontology annotation, cellular component: plasma membrane. NCBI's taxonomy places the organism in Eukaryota, Metazoa, Arthropoda, Arachnida, Ixodida, Ixodidae. The transcript is spliced from 8 exons. The record is from RefSeq and is a predicted model, not a curated record. Gene Ontology annotation, molecular function: metalloendopeptidase activity. Gene Ontology annotation, biological process: protein processing. The coding region runs from base 40 to 2262 and encodes 740 amino acids.